AUGGUGGUGGGUCUUCCUGAUUCUAUCGGAAGGCUUAAGAAAGAGCGCUCUGCGGGGAGUAAUCUUCGCACUAUGAGUCCGCCCAUACAAAAGGCGGCUGGUGGCAAAAAACAUCGCCUCCGAGGGAAAGAGCGCCUCGCUCUUCCCGCCCCCGGGCCCCAACAGAACGAGUCAGCCCGUCUCGGCUCUGCUGGGGAGGUCCCAAGGGACUCGCCACCCCUGACGGACCCCGAGACCCUCGCAAUGACGUUGUAUGCCGGUGCCCCUGCUGCUCGCAGAAAGGGAAAGCGCUCUGCCAAAGCGCCUACCCUAGAGGAGACGCCGCCAAAGAAACAACGUUCUGCCGAGUGCCUCGGCCAGGCUACUGAUGUUCUGCAGCAACCCUUGGACUUGCCCACUGGUUUUGAACCGAAAGUGGUCAUAGUCCUCCCACCCGAGCAUGACAACCAGCAACAGCUGGAAGUGCGAGGUCGGAAACGAAAAAACAGGAGAUCCGCUGCUGAGGCGAAGACACUCACCGAAUCGGACCAUCCACCCCCUCCAAAGAUUGUCUUUUUCGAUCCAGUGAUUAACGCGGCCGAACCGUCUUCGGAGCCAGAAAAGGCGUCUCAGAACCCCUUUGAUGGGUCGGGGACACACCUCGGAAAACUCGCCCCAGAUUUCCUGGGAUUCAAAGCGAGUGGUGAGGAGGGUGCUCUAGCGGUGAGUGGCGAAGGCCCUGUCACUAGCAACCGCCCUUUGGUGGCUGCACAGUGCACAGGCUGUAGCCACGUCUUUUGGGGGCAGAAGAUCCGCAAGAUACGCAAGCGGCAUCGAUGUUCUCCAGCUCGGAUCGACCCAGCCAAGCUAGCAGAAGUGCUACGGAUUGGCCCAGAACAAAAAACGCAAGGUAUUCCCCUUGCCUUGGAGGGAGAAAAGGCUACCCCAAAAGCAGCUCCGCAAGCCGAAGCUGGGCCAGAGGAGGUUCUUGAGGACAGCUCCCAGCAACACCCACCCGAUGGGGCCGCUGGACAAGGAGCAAUCCCCACCCCUCCAGCCGACCACCCGUCACAACCUUCUGACGCUGGGCCCGACGUGGACAUGGGGACCCUGCUUGUCAACGAGCGGAACGACAGCCAGCCGUACAGCGAGCCCCUCCCAGAUACCCAAGAUCGGGAGGCCUUCGACCGCCUCUAUAACAUGAUGGUUACUCUCACCGAGAAGGUUCAGACUAUGUCUGACCAGAUCGAGGAGAUGCGCCGGUCUAGUUCAGGCGGCGAGAGGGAGGUGGCUAAGCCAGCCUCGGGGAAGGCAGGAGCUUCUCCUAACAAUCCUGUAGCUAGCAAGGCCUCCUCGGCUGCGCAACGUCCGUCCCCUGCCCCCACAGGAGGAUCAGACGCGGGUCAAAAGACCAAGGGCAAAAAGCCGAGACAGAAGAAGAAGAAGAAGAGGCCCAAGUCCCAGGCCUCUUCGACACCGGCCGCUCCGACCGGCUCUUCGACUCCCUCGGCUGCGAAAACAUCUGCUACGCCGCCCGCUCCUGCUGCGAACCGAAAGUCACCUGGCACAGUACCCUCCCAGGCGCCCUCGCCCACUCCAAAGUCGACCUCCACCGCCAAGAAGCAGAAGGCGGGAGGCAACAAGAAGCCGGACCAUCGUCCAAAGGGUCGGGAGGCGUGGGGCGAGCUCGGACUCCGCGACAAAUCUCAGGCAAUGACGCGGAAGACGGGGACAGCCAAGCCGCAGCUUUUUGCCGAGUCGAGCUCAGAGGAUGCCUCGGCGUCAAACAAGGCUUCCAAAGACUCUACCGCAGCGCCCACGAAGUCUGACUCUAGCGCUAUCAGCCACGGCGGCCAAGCAAAGCGCCCCAAAGGUCACCGGUGCACUUUUUUCUCCAGACUUUUCCGGAGCCAAGGAGCAGUCAGAAAGCAUGCCGGCCGAAAGAACGGGUGCGCGGCAUGGGACGCGCAACGGGAGGAGCAGCUCCGAGAUAGAAAGCGGGCGGCCACCCCUCCUCCGGAGGGUUCCACUGCGGAAGCGGAGAGGGCGGACCAUUGGGCGGACUACUGGGCUAACUUCGAGGCACAAGACUGGUCACCUAUUAUCGGGGAGGAGGCAGCCAUGCUGCCAACACUCCGCAAGGUGCCAUUCAAAUGCCGCGGGCUGGCUGCUGCUUGUCUCCGUCCAAUCCUCGAGAAGCUCUGGCAAGAUAAAGACCACAAGACGGCAGGGACUCUGCUGGGGAUCUUCCCGCAGCUGUGUCUGUCAUCGGCCGCGCUCACGAACAACUCUCCCCACUGGAAGCAGGUGCGGGAGCUGCUUGUCUGGUGGAGUCGGGGCGACUGGGCUAAGUUAAACCUCCGAGCCUUGGCGGCUAUCAACAAGAUGAAAAGCCGAAUACGGGAGAACAAAGCUCGGGUGGACGACAACUACGGCUCUGCGGAGACACUGGCUCGAUCACGGCGCUGCAUUAAGUUCGGAGAGCAGGCUGAACUCUCCCGAGCGUCGGAGGCGCUGAUUGCUGCAGCCCUGGCCCCCACAACGGAUGAGACUCGAAAGAGUCUUGAGGAGAAGCACCCCUGCCCCACAGCGCCUUUCACGGCAGACGACGGCAGCUGCACCCUCCCUCACCCAGAGAAACCUACAAAAUGGGUCCUGAAGCUGGAUGUUCUUGCGCGGGCCCUUCGCGAGAGCCCACGCGGCUCUGCAGGUGGACCCACCGGCUGGCGCAUGGACUUCCUACGAGAACUUUUCACACAUCCGUGUGAUCUCAAGCUCCUGUGCGCAUGGCUUCAGGCGGUAGCAAGAGGAGAGGUGGGGCAAGGGGUGGCACAGUGGUGGACAGCGAGCUCACUAGUGGCUUUGGAGAAGCCGGGUGGUGGAGUACGCCCGAUCGCAGUGGGGGAGGUCUUUCCCCGUCUCCUGGCGCGGUGCUUCGCUGCGGACUACCAUGAUGCGAUCAUCCGACAUUUGAAGCCGAAGGGUCAGUUCGGGGCUGGUGCAAGGAACGGCGCGGAAACGGUCAUCCACGGAGUGCGGGCAGCUUUGAAGGCCAAUCCUACAUGGGGUGUCCUUCAGAUCGACGUUAAGAAUGCAUUCAAUUCGGUCUGCCGCCAGGCACUCUUCAAGGAGCUUGUUAAAGGCCCCUUUGUGGCAAUGACUCCAUUCCUGCGCACCCUCUAUGGGGGUCCUUCCCCACUCCUGUAUAGAGCUGGCGCGACCCGUCACACUCUUUGGUCGCGAACAGGAGUGAGGCAAGGGGACCCCCUGGGCCCAUUCCUCUACGCACUCGCUCAACAACCGGCCCUGGAAGCGGUGAAGGCGGCACAUCGAGACAUUUUCCUGUGCAGCUAUGCUGACGACACCUACCUGUUGGGAGAGUUGGAUGCGAUUGGCGCGGCGUUUCCGACCCUGUGCGAGAAGCUGCGCGAGAUUGACCUGGAGGUCUCACAGAAGAAAUGCCAGUGGUAUGCGCCGAGUGGCAAUCGGCCAUCUGCUGACAACCCUCUCCGCGAGAUGACCGAGGCUAAGGAGGGCCUCGUGGUGGUGGGUUCCCCGGUCGGCAGCAAGUCUUUUGCGGAGGCAGCGGUCUUGGCCAAACUGGAGCCGGGACACACGAUCCUGAGCAGAUUGCCGAGGAUAAACCACGCUCAAAUGGCUUCUCGGAUUUUGGCGGGUUCGAUCUCGGCGCGGACCAACUUCUUGUGCCGCACUACGCCGCCGACUAAGGACUUUCGGCAGACGUUGUCAUUCUGGGACGGGUCCGUGUUAUGCUGUUUCGCCGAUACCCUACAAGACGACAGCCUUCUUACACCCGGGAAGGUCAACAAGGCGGCGCAGACUCAGAUCACUCUUCCGGAGUGGAUGGGCGGCUUCGGGGUCCAAUCAGCCGAGCGGUCGGCUGAUCUGGCGUACGUGGUCAGCCUUCUCAGCGUAGCUGGGACCCUGAAGUCGUUCUUCCAGGUGGGCGGGAAGAGCAUCAUCGGGAACCAUGACGGAGAUGAGCCCUUCCCGCCCAUCUUCGAGGAGGCAGAGUCGGCGCAGAACAGACUACCAGGAAAGGUCCGCAAGAAGCUGCCCACGUGGAAGACGCAUGGACACGAGAUGAGGUAA
Messenger RNA from Closterium sp. Naga37s-1, 4092 nucleotides. Lineage: Eukaryota; Viridiplantae; Streptophyta; Zygnematophyceae; Desmidiales; Closteriaceae. The record is from the annotation of a GenBank genome assembly.